This is a messenger RNA of Anopheles bellator, 2011 nucleotides long. Its product is annotated as WD repeat-containing protein 43. The transcript is spliced from 4 exons. Gene Ontology annotation, cellular component: nucleolus. The record is from RefSeq and is a predicted model, not a curated record. Gene Ontology annotation, molecular function: protein binding. NCBI's taxonomy places the organism in Eukaryota, Metazoa, Arthropoda, Insecta, Diptera, Culicidae. Bases 70 to 1971 code for a protein of 633 amino acids. Gene Ontology annotation, biological process: maturation of SSU-rRNA from tricistronic rRNA transcript (SSU-rRNA, 5.8S rRNA, LSU-rRNA).
UUCCUGAAUUCGAAUGUCCCGCAGUUGAAGAUCAAAAACAAUUCGGUGGACGAUAACACAGCUAACAAAAUGUCUCUUGCAGCGCGAGCGUUUUCUCCCGACGGGAAAUACUGUGGAUACAUUAACCAGCAUGGCAAAUUCGUCGUGUACGAUGUGGAAACGAGCGCCCUGCAUCAAGUGUACACUCCGAACAUGCACCUCAACGUGCCGUGCACGAGCUUCACGUGGAUCGAGGUGGGUGUACAGGCGACGACGCCCAAGAGUAAAGGAAAGAAGCGGCAGACCAAACAGCUACUGGCCGCAUUCGGUACCAGCAAGGGAGGGGUGAUCUUUUACAAUCUGGCCACUGCUACGGUCGAACGUACCUGCCAGGGAGAUGGGCACUCGGCGCCGGUAACGGCGAUCUACUUUAACGAAGAAAACGAUCCUGACACUAUCUUCACGGCCGGAGCCGACGGGAAGGUCAUUGAGUGGAGUAUAAGUCAGUGGGCACAAGCCAAAGUGCACAACAUCGGCGUGGAAAAGCUCACCUGUGUUCUGGCUCACUCAGGCACUAUUCUGACUGGCUCUAAACAGCUGAAGCUGUGGGAUUGUAUCGUAGGUCGCCAAACGGCGACACUAAUCGGACACACCUCCAACACACAGAUACUCCAGCUACUAGCCGUAGAACCGGAUCAAAUGUACGCCAUUUCCGGUUCCGCGAACGAUCGUAACCUCUCGCUGUGGUCGUUGAACGGUAAUGUUAACAGCCCUGUCGCUUCUUUUGCCCUGGACGAUGUCCCCGAGUAUGUGUCGGUGAAGCUCGUGGAUCGAAGAUUGCACCUAGUGGCCGUGUCGCGCACUGGUGUGUCGCACUACUUCCUGAGAAGUGUAGACAAGUUCAGUCUGAAGCGACCGUAUCGCGCAAAUCACACAUUUGAAAUCGCGAUCGAUUCCUCGAACAUGAAAACGAAAGCUGUCGAUCGAUUGCCAGUGUUUGUGGCGAGCGUUCGUUACUCACCGAACGAGGAACAGAUUCUACUCGGUUACGGGACAGAGACGAAUCUUCGAUUCGAACAAAUUGCGAUCGAAGCCAACGUUAAGACGAAUGUUAUCAUUCGGGCACCGAUAAAACUACUCGCUGGUGGCAACGCGAAACAGGUGGGCGAACUGAAAACGAAAAUCCCCAUCGUCGACAAUGGCACUGCGGAGUAUUUGAAUCCAGUGAAUGCGGUCAAGAAAUCUAUGAAAAAGGUGGAGAUCCCCAUGGAGGUGCGGUUGGAGAACCUUUCCCUGUUUCCCGACCGAUCGAGUGGCAAUAAAACUGUAAUGGGCAGAAAGAACAUGGUGCACCUUCUGGUGCAAGGACUGCACAGUAAAGAUGCCACCAUUCUGAAGAGUGUGUUUGGUCGAAACGAUCCAGAAACAAUACAGCAAACGGUCGAGCGGAUUCCAGCUCAGUAUUUAGGAGCACUCUUGACGGAACUCUCACACUUGAUGCAAUUGAAAACUGUACACGUUCAGACGGCCGUAUGUUGGUUGAAGCAACUGAUUACGAUACACGCAAGCCAGCUGAUGGCGCUUGGAUCGUCGAACCUGCUCGCCAACUUUGCCACCUGUAUUGGCAUCAUUGAGUAUCGAGUGGAACAUCUGAACUCCCUUGCAAAGUUGCGUGGAAGACUAGGGGUGCUGAUUGAGCAAACGGAUCGUAGUAAAAAGCAAGCCGUUAACCAGGGAGCCAACGAUAAUGUGCUGGUGUACCAGGAGGAGGACGAUUCGGAUGUUGAUUCAGUUCUAGAAAUGGACAACGAGCAACUUGGCUCGUCCAGCGAGGCCAUGUACGACGAAGUCGACCAAGGUGAAGAAUACGACGAGGAAGCAAUGUCGGAUACCGCCGGUGGUAGUACAGUUGUUCCGCAGAACGGGUUUUCGUUGACCAAUGAAGAAGACAUCAGUGAGAGCGACAAAAUGUAUUUUGUGGUUAAAGAAUAAUUCGUUGAUCAAUUUCGCUCAAUAAAACGUAUUUGCUCGC